GGCCGAAGAGGCUGUGAGGAGGUGCUGCGUAUAUCACCAAUUCUUCCCAUAUACCGCCGUCUCCGAGAAGCAGCGGCCCCGAGACUUGGUAGGAUGCAAGACUUACGUCCCUUCUGGCUUCCCAAGUGACUGGAGAACGACAUGCCCAGGAGAGUGGCUGUGUACAACGGAGAUAACAAUGCACUAGAGGAGGUGGUGGUCGCGGCGAGGAGGGGGAAGGAGGGGUCCGUAGAAGGACGUGUAGGGAGGGGCCUGUCUCCUAUGACGACUUCGGAAUCGAGUGAAAAUAAGUUGGCAAUGGCCGUGGAACUCGACCACAUGUACAUAGGAUGUUCAGAUUCAAAGGCGUCCAUUGAAAAGGACAUCGAAGUGCAGCACCUCAAGAACAUCAUCCUGCUACACCUGGACCUCAUACAGCAGCAGGCAGACGAACUCUUGGCCAAGGAGAAGCAGAUUAAGAACUUACGGGACGAAAAUGACAACCUACGGGCAAAGUUGGAGCGUCUUGACCGCCGUCUGUCCCUCAGUCUGCAGAAGAAGGCAAGUGAGGCAUAUACCAACACUGAGAGUCAAGUGGAAGUGUUGGUCUCCCCAAAGCCAGACAAUGAUGUAGAGGCCACUCCCUAUGAGGAUGGGGAACUCUCCAACACGCCUGGCUCUCCCCAUGGCCGGGCUCCUGUCACACCCACCACAAACAAAGCUGUCUCUCAGGCAGCCAUCACGUGCUCCCCACCAGGUAAACCAGUGUCUCCAGGCACUAAUUCUCUCUCACCCUCCCUCAAGGUUCCUUCCCCUGCUAGUACUAAGUCACUGUCACCUGCAAACAAGAGUGUCUCACCUGGUGGGAAGACUCGGUCCCCUGCCAGCAAGUCAGGGUCGCCGGCCAGUAAGCCCAGCUCUCCCUCCAGCCACAAUGAGCUGCCAGGCAGAAUUGGAGAGGCAUCCAAUAAGUGUACGUUGCCAAACAGCCUCUUGGAGCCAUUGGAAAUAAAAGCAGAUUCUUGCUUCCUUGGCAAACCAGGAUCACCUUCACAUAGAAUCUUGUCUCCCAAGCAGUUAUCACCUACAAGUAAGGCAGUUUCUCCAGCUAAUAGGGGGAGUUAUCUGUCAAAUAGAGUCAGCUCGCCGCCAAACAAGCCAGGUUCCCCUGCCAACAGGCCUCCUGGAGAGCCUGCAUCGCCCCCACACAAAGUAAUCUCCCCAGUUAGCAGGUUAACGCCUGGACAAAACAAAAUGGGCAAUAUCACUUCGCCUGGAAGAUUAGAGUCACUACGGAGAACCUCACCAAAGAUCACGUCACCCAAAACUUCCCCAAGAGAGAGGUACCCGCGGGGCGAAGCCAAUGAGUGCAGCCUGACAGAUAGUGAGGGCCUCAGUGAGUCGGUGCCAGAUCCACUGAGGAAGGAGUCACCCCGGAGCGGCGAGAGGCGGUACGGUCCCAAGCGGCGGCUGGAGAGCGAGGGCGAGGGUGAGACAGUUGCCAAGAGGACUCGAAGUGAUGACUCUGUGGACUCCACCAACCACAACCUGCGCUCCAGGGACCGGCCCAAGGAGAGAGCAAAGGAGCCAACCAGCCAGAGUUCUCCGGUCUCAGCUUUGGAGCGCCCGUGCACCCCCACCUCCCGUGCAGCGGCCCUGGAGACAAAAAAGCUACGCCAAAAGUUGCUCCUCAAAGAGCGUUGGUGCAGAGGACACCCCUGUGAUGAUAAACAAGGCCAGCCACCCACAGGCCGAGCAGUGCGGGGUGAAGGGAUUCUCAAUACCAGUGUGGCCUACUACCUUCCCUAUGGCUCCCUCAGGCAUGACCCUAACCCAGAGGAGGAAUGCUUACAGUCACAGUCGCAGGUGGAGAUCCCUCAGUGGGGCACGCGGGUCCUGACUAGCUUGUACGUGAUGGAGGGCACGGAAAACCUGGAGGAUGAGGUGUUUCUGAAGAGGCACUCCAAGCCCGAGCAGGACGAGAAGAGGCGCAAGAGAUGGGAUCUUCAGAGGAUGAGGGAGCAGCGGCACUAUGAGCGUCUGCGGGAGCGCUAUGAGGGUCGGCAAAACACCAGUGAGCCGGAGGUGUCUACGGGGAAUCGCUCCCUCUGGCCUAACCCAGAGUCUGCUCUCUACCUAUUGGUGGAUGAUUAUCUCCCUGUCUGUGCCUUCGGUCAGCCCAUGGCCAGGAUACCCCCCCAGUGAGCUGAGUGCAUCUGAUUGGCAAUGAAAUGUAGCAGACAAAUCUGGAGGCUUUACUGAAGACAAUCCUGUGAAGUGUAAUAAUAAUAGUUCCCCCCAAGCUAGUCAUGCCCCUCCCCCACACACCUAAUCCUGGCUACCACCUCAGAGCCUCCUCUGCACAUUUCAUGCCUAGUUUUGAGCACUGUGGCUCCUCACAUUGUGUCCAUUCAGAAUGUUAUUUUUUUUUUUUUUUUUUCCAUAAAAAAAAAAAAUGCUGAUGGAAAAGGAAAAACAGAGGAGGAAGUUUUGGUUAUCUCCUUUGUUUCAUGCUGUUUGACUGUGGUCUUAAAUACUGCAAGAAUGAACAGCAUUGUGGAUGCUGAUACAUAUUGACCUUGGUUGAUUGGAAGGCUGCUGCUGUCCCUUCCUGGCACUCACAGAGAGGGCACCACAGCCCCCAACUCUUUAGUUAUGCAGAACAUUGAAGUGAAAGAGUAGCAAGUCUCUUUUUAUUUGAUGAAAUGUUAAGGUAAAGCUGAAAUGGCAAAAUUUUCUAUGUAUUGUAAAAAGUUCUAAAAUGAGGGUCUUCCAAGUGAAUUUUAGCUGUUGAACUAAUAUUUUUAACUUUUCACUACCUAAUUCAGGGGUGGGUAAGAUGCAGCCCAUCAUAUAUUAUUGUGGCCCACAAAUCCAUCAUGACAAUAUUCUUACUUAAUUUGUUUGACAUGUCUUAGGCACUUAUUAUGUGGGAGUUGACAAACCAUACCAGCUUAACCACCUCCUUGGCUGUUGACUAUGAUAUUUCUAGAGUAAGACAUUUAGGAAAAUUUAGCUUUAUCUUGUGUGAAUAUUUUUGUAUUUUCAUCUCAACUGAACCUGUGGCCAUCAAACUGCACCACCAUGCAAGGAGUGAGUCUUGUUAAGCCCAUCCCUGACUUUACCCAUGGCUGUGUUCCAAUAUUAAGGUCAUUAUGCAGUCUACUAACAUUAUGGAAUGAUAUUCAGUUUGUUUGAAGUAGGUGUAAAGGCCAGGCACUUGCCAUUGCAUGACAGUGUCAUUGACUUUGUGUGUAGAGAUGGAACUGAAAGAUGUGGGCCUCUCCUUAGCAAUGCCUUUUUUUAUUUUAACCAUUUAGCCCAAGCUCUUUUAAUUAGUUUGAUGCAGAGUACAAUGUUUUGAUAUAUAGAAAAGGUUGCAUAUAUUUUUUUUUCAAACUGGUGCAGCUUGUCAGAGGAAUCCUCAGAAUUACCCUUAUUCUCAGUUUUACCUUAAGAGAUCAAUUAUAUAAAGGAACCUGCUGUGUAUUUUGUUUUAAAAUCAGAGUACAAAUACAAUUAGUUGUAUUACAUAAAUGUUGAUAAGUCUUUGUUUAAUAUGUAUACUUUUUAAAAUUAAAUAUGAAAUGGAAGUAUAUAUUAAUAAUGUACAUAGAUAUUUUUGUGAACUCUUCCAAAAUUUGGGAGAUGGUAUAAAGACACAUUAGGAUAUUAGAAAUAAAUAAAAAAAAAAAAAAAAAACUAUCAAA
This is a messenger RNA of Portunus trituberculatus (swimming crab), 3689 nucleotides long. Its product is annotated as male-specific lethal 1 homolog. Bases 142 to 2184 code for a protein of 680 amino acids. The transcript is spliced from 7 exons. Gene Ontology annotation, cellular component: MSL complex. NCBI's taxonomy places the organism in Eukaryota, Metazoa, Arthropoda, Malacostraca, Decapoda, Portunidae. The record is from RefSeq and is a predicted model, not a curated record.